Molecule: messenger RNA, 2106 nt
Organism: Aspergillus steynii IBT 23096
Lineage: Eukaryota; Fungi; Ascomycota; Eurotiomycetes; Eurotiales; Aspergillaceae
Product: ankyrin repeat domain-containing protein
Exons: 2
Coding region: 1-2106 (701 amino acids)
Molecular function (GO): protein binding
Source: RefSeq, a predicted model, not a curated record
AUGCCACUACUAUCGCUCCCCAACGAGCUCCUCCUGCAAAUAUUCGAGCACCUGUAUGUCGAUGACGCUAAUGCCUGCUCACAGACCUGUCAUUUCUUCUACGCGCUCCUCAACCCAAACCUAAUCCGCCGCUACGCAAAGCAACAUGAGCCAAAGGUCCUCCGGCAUGCAGUUAACCAGGGCGACUAUGCCUUCAUGCAAAAGCUCUUCGAGGCUGGCGUUAACUUUGACGCUUACCGCGAAGAACCUGGCGACCAUUUCUGGGACGAGGCCAGUAGCGACCUCUUAUUGAACAAGGCCGCCGGCAACGGCCGUACGGAAGUCGUGCGGUUUUUACUUGAUCAGAACUUCGGUGACUCCCAUAGGCCAAGGGGCCGUGGUCACUUGCCGCUUGUGUGUGCUCUGCUCAACGGACACUUGGGGAUAGCAAGACUGCUGAUUGCUCGCGGCGUGGAUGCGGGCUUACGGGCACGGCCUCGUCGCUUCAUUUUUGACACCGACGCUCACCGGGCUGCGCUGGAAUACGUGGCGGAGAAAGGGCCCCUCGAAAGUGUGCGUUUUCUCCUCGAUUUGAUGCCCUCGAGCGUAAACACUGGCAAUGAGUUCAACCAGACGCCCCUCAUGUUUGCCGCGAUGGGAGGGAACUUGGAGAUUUUGAGAUGUUUGAUCGAUAAGGGAGCGGAUCUUGGAGCAAUGGAUCCCCUGGGCCGGGGCGUCCUGUUCUAUGCGGCGUUGAAAGGCCACGAGGACGCAGUUUUGCUUCUGCUGGAGCUGGGGCAGCUCGAGGAGGAGAAAGAUGCGAACUUUCUUGUUCGGCAGCUUAAUGGCGAAGCCUUGAUUGAUAUAGUUGGGCAAGGAAAUAGCCGAGUCAUAGAGAUUCUGCUGACCUGGAACAAUCUCGCGGAGAGAAUAGCUGCUUCAUUGACGUUUGACCAUCUCGGCCUUCACUAUCUUCUGCUUGCCAGUGCAGUCGGCGGCGUUGACUCCUGCGUUCAGCUCCUCCUGGAAACCAAAGAUGGGUUGACCCCUUUGAGGAAAGGUUGCAUCACUCAAUCAGAAUCACCCAAUAACCAGAGAUCGUUGCAUCAAUAUUAUUUCAGUCCCCUAGAAGAAGCGGCCCACAGGGGCCACACUAGGAUCGUUCUCCGCCUUUUACAUUUCAUGCGUGCUCGAGAGCCUGCGAGGUUUGAGAUAUCUUUCCUGACCGUUGUUGAUGCCGCGUGCCAUCGCAACCAGCCCCAGUUACUGCGAGAUAUCCUCGACAGUGAGUUAGUGAAACAGUUGGAUGGUAAUAGUCUGAAAACUGGAUUGUGCAGAGCACUGCGUCACGAUGCAUGUCACGAAGAAGUGAUGCGACUGCUGCUUGAGCGCGGUGCGACUUUUCCCAAGGAUGAGCGCGAAAGGCAUAUGAUGCUCGGGUUCACCAUACACCAUGGCAGUCCGCAAGCAGUCAAGCUGAUUCUCGAAAAUACAGGCAUCGAUCCGCUCCAAAUAGUCCGGGACCAAUUUUACCAGGACGAAACCAACACUCAAAGCUUUCUUCAGCUCGCAACACGCCGAGGCCUCAGGAACAGGGGCAACCGCCUCGAAAUGGUUCGGGCUCUUCUAGAGACAAACAAUCGGACUCUCAACCCGACAGACCCACACUGUCAAAGGGCCCUAUUAGAGUCAGUUGUCUCCGGUGAUGUAGACACCGUCAAAUACUUCCUCGACCACAACUUCGACCCGAACUGCCAUGAGUCAGGGCCACUGAUACUCGCAGUCACUCCUUUGUGGCCAGAGAAGAGGUGCAGCGAAAUGAUCAAAUUGCUCAUUUCUUACGGCGCCGACGUGAACGACCCCCGGGAACCCGCAUUGUUAAAGGCCGCACAUUGGAAUGUUGGGGAUGCGGCCACAUUCCAAAGUCUGCUGGAUCACGGCGCCAACCCCCUGCAGCGGGAUCAAUAUGGCCAGGAGCCUCUGUGGUUUAACUUGUGGUGGAAUCGUGGAGAGAACGUGAAGCAGAUGUUGAAGGCCUUAGAAGCCAAGGGUGUCCAGUGGGACGUCGAUGGAAUGAUACGCAGGACCAAGAGUCCCUGCGCUCUUCACCAAUCCCCGCGGCCUUGA